Molecule: messenger RNA, 1063 nt
Organism: Capsicum annuum
Lineage: Eukaryota; Viridiplantae; Streptophyta; Magnoliopsida; Solanales; Solanaceae
Product: short integuments 2, mitochondrial
Cellular component (GO): mitochondrion
Molecular function (GO): GTP binding; GTPase activity
Source: RefSeq, a predicted model, not a curated record
AUACCGUUGUCGUCGACGAACGAAGACUUGCAGCCUAUGCUUGCUGGGAAAAGGCGUGUCAUUGCCCUCAAUAAGCAAGAUUUGGCUAACCGCAACCUCAUGCAUAAGUGGAUUAGUUAUUUCAAUUCACGUAAACAAGAGUGCCUCCCAAUAAAUGCACACAGUAGAAGUUCUGUACAUAAGCUUCUUGAUCUGGUUGAGUUCAAACUGAAGGAGGUUAUGACAAGGGAACCUACUCUCCUUGUCAUGGUGUUGGGUGUUCCUAAUGUUGGCAAAUCGGCUCUAAUCAAUUCCAUCCAUCAAAUUGCAGUAUCUCGAUUUCCAGUGCAGGAGAAAACGAAGAGGGCUAGAGUGGGGCCUCUGCCUGGUGUUACUCAAGAUAUUGCUGGAUUCAAGAUUGCGCAUCGACCUAGCGUCUAUGUUCUGGACUCUCCAGGAGUGUUGGUCCCAAGUAUUCCAGACAUAGAAACCGGGCUAAAGCUGGCUCUUGCAGGGUCUGUGAAAGAUUCCGUAGUUGGAGAAGAGCGAAUUGCUCAAUACCUAUUAGCAGUUUUAAACACUCGAGGAACUCCGCUUCAGUGGAAGCACUUGGUUGACAGGGAAACUAAGGACAUUCACCAAGAGUUGGAAGACAAACCUGAAUCUGUUAUCAAGGAUCUUCAAAACAAGGGAAAGAAGCCCAUGAACAAAUCUAAUGCCUAUCGAGUUCAGGAUAUGGUAAGUGAAGUCCAACGCGCACUUUGCAUCAGCCUGUCGGAGUUCAGUGGUAGUUUGGAAGAUGAAUCUGACCUGGAGAUUCUAAUAGACAACCAGUUUGAAGUGUUGCAGAAGGCUCUGAAGAUACCUCAUAGGGCUUCAGAGGCUCGGAUAAUGGUAUCAAAGAAAUUUCUUACUUUAUUUAGAACGGGGAAAUUAGGUCAGUUCAUCCUAGACGAUGUUCCUGAUGCCUCUGAUUCUGUAUCUUGAAAUCAUCUUAUCUGCAACUGAAAGCCAAAGUCUGUACCAUAGUGUAUUAUCAAUUUUCUUUUGGUAUCGCAUUCCUAUACCACGAUCUAAUUCUCAA